Molecule: messenger RNA, 2419 nt
Organism: Cucurbitaria berberidis CBS 394.84
Lineage: Eukaryota; Fungi; Ascomycota; Dothideomycetes; Pleosporales; Cucurbitariaceae
Product: DUF803-domain-containing protein
Exons: 2
Coding region: 161-2194 (677 amino acids)
Biological process (GO): magnesium ion transport
Cellular component (GO): membrane
Molecular function (GO): magnesium ion transmembrane transporter activity
Source: RefSeq, a predicted model, not a curated record
GGCUGAAACCACCGCCAAUUCGAAGCCUCUUAUGCUGCUCUCGCCAUAACUUGUCCUGAUACCUUUCCCAUUUUCUUCCUCGAGGUCGAGUUGCCGGUGCGCUAGCAUCGAAUAGCACCCGCAUCAGUGGUCCCGACCCCACGCAACGCAUCACAUCACCAUGGACUCGACUGCACAUCUUCUCGCAACCGCCCACCACCUCCAUGAUCGCGCUGGGGGUAUGGCCGGUGGCCAUGGUGAUCGCCCGCCGUCCUACAAAAUCAUCGGUCUUAUUCUGGCAAUCGCAUCAGGCGUCUUCAUUGGCACCUCGUUCGUUAUCAAGAAGCAUGGCCUGCUGCAGGCAAACAUGAAAUAUAAUGAAGAGGCCGGCGAGGGUUAUGGUUACCUCAAGAACGCCUGGUGGUGGCUCGGCAUGACGCUCAUGAUUGUGGGAGAGGUAUGUAACCUAGUUGCAUAUGCCUUUACCGACGCCAUCCUCGUAACACCCAUGGGCGCUCUAUCCGUCGUCGUUUGCGCCAUCCUGUCCACCAUCUUUCUGAAGGAACGUCUGAGCUUUGUUGGGAAAGUGGGCUGCUUCAAUUGCAUCAUUGGAUCCGUUGUCAUCGCUGUAAACGCCCCGGCGCAGUCGGCUGUUGCCCGUAUUCAGGACAUGAAGAAGUGGUUCAUCACACCUGGCUUUCUCAGUUACGCAGGCGUCAUCAUCGUCGCAUGUGUCAUCAUCGCCCUCUGGCUUGGGCCUAAAUAUGGAAAGAAGACUAUGAUGGUCUAUAUCAUCAUUUGCAGCCUAAUUGGAGGUCUCAGUGUGGUUGCAACUCAGGGCCUAGGUGCUGCCAUAGUAGCGCAGGCUUCUGGCAGGUACGGUGGGCAGUUCAAAGAAUGGUUCCUCUAUGUGCUAUUCGGUUUCGUGAUAAUAACUUUGUCCGUCGAAAUCAUCUACUUAAACAAAGCCUUGAAUCUCUUCAACGCCGCCUUGGUUACCCCAACGUACUACGUCUUCUUCACUUCGGCCACCAUCAUUACCUCGGCUGUCCUCUUUCAAGGUUUCAAGGGAACACCCUUACAGAUCGUCACCGUCAUCAUGGGCUUCUUGCAAAUUUGUUCAGGGGUAGUCCUCUUACAACUCUCCAAGUCUGCCAAAGACGUACCAGACGCUGCCGUGUUCAAGGGAGAUCUCGACCAAGUGCGUACCGUGGCUGAGAUGGAAGAGCCAGAAUACGAGCCUCGAGCAGACACACUUCGUGGUGGCGCCGCUAUCCUCCGUACUUUGUCCACGGCUAGAUCAAAGAAGGAACUUAAUGAGGCCAUCAAGAUCAAGGAAGAGCACAUGGAGCCCAUUGGCGAGGGCGACCAAUUCGAAUUUGAUGGACUUCGAAGACGCAAAACUGUGGUUGGCGGCGAUUUCAGUCUUCCACCCACCCGCAGCGGCACGGUUAUUACGAAGACGGUCCACCCGCCGCUCGGCAUGUCGCAGUUCCCCGCCUAUGAGUCGGACGAUGACAACGACAGUUUCCACCCCGGCUUCUUCCAGCGUCUGCGAUCCCGGGGUAAAUCGACUAGUAGUCGCGACAGCUCUCAUGCUCACGGGUCUAAUCCUAUGGGCAUGAAGACCCUUCCUCCUAUCCCUACAGAUGGAGCUUCAGACAUAGAACGCUCCUCGGACAUGGGGUCCUACAAGCAGAAUAUGUCGCAGGAUACAUCGUACAAAUCGCACGAUGCCCACAUUCAGUUCGCUUCGCUUCCCGAGCCACCAAACUCUCACGACCGCCAAUCAUCUGCCUCUUCCUCUCUGAUACCCCCCAGGCCAACGGCGCAUAUUGCUAAACGGCAAUUCUCCUUCCAGAACGUCUUCGGUAGAAAUCGUUCCGAGUCGACAGGUGAAAGCUCCGGCAAACGACCAGUCAGCAGAAGCAGUCGCAAGAGUAGCCGCGAAGGCAAAUUGACUGCGACAGAAGAAGAGCGGCUGGGGCUAGUCAAGGGUGAUUCGACGAAUUUACUCCCCAUACCAAGUCACGGCAGUGGAGAGUUGAACCCACCCACCUACACAGAUGACUGGGAAAUGCCACGAAGUUACUCUCCUGAUACGGCGCCGCGACUGCCUAUGCCAGGUGUGAGGAGAGCCGAGACAGACGAGAUCGAUCCGCUAGAUGACAAGGACUUCGAAAAGGGUGGGACGAGGUCGGGUGCUUUCCUGUAAUUUUCCUCGCUUUGCAACCCAGUGUUGAUUACCUUGUUCUCGUUUCGUAUAAGCGCAUUGUUCUUUGUCGUCUUUUUUUUCUGCGUGUCGUUGCAUAGCCCUUGUAUCUUCUGCGUUUUUCCGUCCAGAGACGCUUUUUUCUCGUCCUUUACUCUUCACACAUGAUACCAAUAUCAUGGAUCUUAAUGAGUAUGUCAUGUAUAGAUAGGGAGGAAGGCAAUAUAU